AUAAAAAAAAAUACUUACAGUUGUAUAGCCUAUAUAUACUCCUCAGAAUCUCAACAACAAACAUAAAAGAUUAACAUCAUUUUUCUCCUUGAUCAAAACUUGAUCCAAAUACAUUAUUUUGGUUUCGAGUGAAAGUAUUUAUUUAUUAUACAUGGAAUCCUUAAAUUUCCACAACAUCAAAUUGGAGAAAGCAAAUGGUAAAAAGCGUCAAAGAGUGACAAUGUUGUUUCGACUCAUCGAAUUCUUCAUAUUUUUCGCCAUAAUAUCAAGAUUUUCCAUUCAAUUGGCACUCUCGACAGAUUAUGUUGGUGUCACCCUCAUUAGUCCUCGAUUCGUCUUUGUUCUUGUAAACACAAUUGUAAUCAUCCUCUUCUACAAAUCAGGACAUUCAUCUGCUAUAGAUGGUUCCACGUUAUAUGAUGAGUACACACAAAAAUAUUGGAUGAACAAUGAACAGAGCAAAAAACAGAGCAUUUCUGUUGAAGAGGUUAAUUGUGAACAGAGCAAUGUGGCAGAAAGGCGAUUAGAGAAGAGAAUCCAUCGUAGUCAUUCGGGAAACUCUUUAUGUUUGGCUCGUGAUGAGAAAAAAAGUAGAAAAAGAAUGAACAGGUCAGCUACAGUUGGAUGCUUGAAAAAUAUAGAUACUGAGAGUGUAAAACCAGCGAUGACGACAACCUCGGAUGGGCUGAGCAGUGUUGAAUUCAGGAAAACUGUUGAGGCGUUUAUUGCAAGACAUCAAAGAUUAUUGAAGGAAGAAGAGUUUUCAGUUUUCAACAUAAGAGAUACAUAAAUUACAAGUCAUAUCAUGGAAGAAACAACAGAGUUUUAACUAGCACAUUAUGUGAUCAGAUUUUGAGAUAACAAAUGUAAGUGUAUGGACAAAGAUCCAGCAUUCACAAUAUAUUAACAAGUACCAAUAAAUGGUCACUUUGGACGAUCAUAGGUUCCAUGUCUCUCGCUUGCACCACCUUCCAGUAUACACAUACAAGACUUGUACAAAUUGAGUGACAACCUUGAGGAACUUUUUGCGACCUUUUAACCACUAGGCCAAACAAAUUAAAAUUGAACUUUUAUAUACAAUGUAAUUUUCUGACGAAAGGAUAUCGCUUGACACCCCUUGUCCGGAUAGUAUUUGGGUAUCAAUGGCACUGAUUAAAUUAUGAGAAUCUUCCAUUCAGACAGAAGUGAGCCUGAAAUGUGUGGUAAUGGAAAUCGAUGCCUUGCCAAAUUUGUAUCUGAUCUUGAUCACUUCCAUGGAAGGAAAAAGAAAAGUUUCACCA
Messenger RNA from Solanum pennellii, 1280 nucleotides. RefSeq lists its product as uncharacterized. The transcript has a single exon. NCBI's taxonomy places the organism in Eukaryota, Viridiplantae, Streptophyta, Magnoliopsida, Solanales, Solanaceae. The record is from RefSeq and is a predicted model, not a curated record. The coding region runs from base 152 to 790 and encodes 212 amino acids.